AACAAGAACAAGGAGAACAAGAACAAGGAGAACAAGAACAAGGAGAACGAGAACAAGAACAAGGAGAACAAGAACAAGGAGAACAAAAACAAGGGAACGAACAAGAACAAGGAAACAAGAACAAGGAGAACGAGAACAAGGAGAACAAGAACAAGGAGAACAAGAACAAGGAGAACAAGAACAAGAACAACGAGAACAAGAACAAGGAGAACAAGAAAAAUAACAAGGAGAACAAGAACAAGGAGAACAAGAACAAGAACAAGGAGAACAAGAUUAAGGAGAACAAGAACAAGGAGAACAAGAACAAGGAGAACAAGAACAAGGAGAACAAGAACAAGGAGAACAAGAACAAGAACAAGGAGAACAAGAACAAGGAGAACAAGAACAAGGAGAAAAAAAAGAACAAGGAGAACAAGAACAAGGAAGAACAAGGAAAAAACAAGAAAAGGAGAAACAGAAACAAGAAAAGAGAAAAAGGGGAAAGA
This is a messenger RNA of Cherax quadricarinatus, 485 nucleotides long. The record is from RefSeq and is a predicted model, not a curated record. NCBI's taxonomy places the organism in Eukaryota, Metazoa, Arthropoda, Malacostraca, Decapoda, Parastacidae.